GAUAUCUCCCCAUCUUACCCAUUUUCCACCUUCAUCAUCACUUCUGCAUCCAGACGCAAGAUUGUCUUCUCUGACCACCAAAUUCAGAAUCACCACUCGUAUGGCCUGGUCAGCGGCCGCUUUAUCGCGAUCAUGCUGACAGAAGAUUUUCGCCUGCCCACUUCACUUAUCCCUCUCAGACCUCUGUAUUCAAACACACGCUAUUUCAGGAGAAGGAUUAUUGAUAAAACUCGGUUCUUGUUGAGUUAUGAUUUUAUCAACCAUCUAGCCUUUGAUAAUAAAUGUCGCUCCUACUUGUGUUUCCUUGUGUUCGGACUCGUGAUCACAGGAUUUCGCGGCCUUGGACAAUUUCUGCUCCAUCAGUAGCCCUUAAAAGUUGCGUAUCCAACCUCACGCUCGAGACUGAUCGUCAAUGUCUGUUUUAAAUUCCACGUCACUCGCGGGUGCUAUAUUUACCGCUAUCGAAAUAUGUAUUUCUCUUACUAUCGCCAUUAUGACCCUCAUAUCCGGAGGGUCUUGGCGUAGGGAUGCUUCAGUGUAUAUGGUUGCCCCAUGCCAUCACAAGGAAGCAACAGGAGUUGAAAGAGAUGCUGGACGAGUUGGAUGGCCAAUUAUUUUCUUAAACAUUUGGCAUUUGAUGAUGAAACAGUUACGCACCAGUUUAUUUGUCCUUACUGGUUGUUCUAGCUUUUGAAUGCAUACCUAUCUUCC
Molecule: messenger RNA, 711 nt
Organism: Suillus fuscotomentosus
Lineage: Eukaryota; Fungi; Basidiomycota; Agaricomycetes; Boletales; Suillaceae
Exons: 2
Coding region: 413-694 (93 amino acids)
Source: RefSeq, a predicted model, not a curated record